AUGUCUAGCAGCAGUUCAAAGUCGGAAACGUGCCAAGCCUGGGUGGAUGGUGUUAAGGGCGAGUAUGGCUACAAGCCAUCACUAGCAGCAGGAAUUGUGCUCAGCGCAAUUUUUGGCCUCUCAAUGACAGUGCACAUCAUCCAAGCGUGCUGGAAGAGAGCAUGGUGGACGAAUCUGUUCGCAAUUGGGGCUUUAGGUUAG
Messenger RNA from Penicillium angulare, 201 nucleotides. Its product is annotated as RTA1-domain-containing protein. The transcript has a single exon. The coding region runs from base 1 to 201 and encodes 66 amino acids. The record is from RefSeq and is a predicted model, not a curated record. NCBI's taxonomy places the organism in Eukaryota, Fungi, Ascomycota, Eurotiomycetes, Eurotiales, Aspergillaceae.